This is a messenger RNA of Diatraea saccharalis (sugarcane borer), 1272 nucleotides long. Lineage: Eukaryota; Metazoa; Arthropoda; Insecta; Lepidoptera; Crambidae. The record is from the annotation of a GenBank genome assembly.
AUGGCAACCAGCGACAAACACUGUCAAACUUUCAAUGUCAUCAGUGAAACUGAUUAUCGUGUGCAAUCAUUACAAAGUGAGUGCGAGCGUUGCGUGAAUAGUUCAUCUGAGUAUGUGCGAGGGAUGUAUGACGAAACUGUGCCGGUGUUGAACGCUAGAGAGAUCGAAAGCCCAUCUAACUCUGACGAGGAGGAGGUGGUGAGGGCGGCCAUGGCGAAGUUCAACCCUCCCGUGCGGCACACCGCGAGACACGACUUCGAUUCAGAUAGCGAUAGUGGGUCGGAGAGGAAGUUCUUGGGCAACGUAUCUGGUGAAGAAGAGUCUCCUGACAGAAAUAAGUCUUUACCCGAAAAGAUAUUGCACGACAAGUUUGAAAUACAGAAGCAAGCUUCCAAAGAGACCAUUGCAAGAUCGAAACCGACUGCUAAAGAUACUGACUCUUCAAAUUCAGAAUCCGAUAGCGGUGACGUGGAAGGAGACAAUACGGAUAUUUUGUCGGGUAGCGGUCGCAAGCGUGGCGGUGGUGUGGUCAUCCCCGCGGAGGGGGCGUACGACCCCAAGCAGUUCCAAGACCUGAAGGUACCUCCGGACAUGGAGAACAUAUUCCAGUACAUCAUGAAAUACACCCCUCAGAAGAUCGACAUAGAGUUCAAGUUGCAACCGUUCGUGCCGGAGUACAUGCCGGCGGUGGGCGACAUAGACGCGUUCAUCAAGGUGGCCACGCCCGCGUGCAACGUGCGCGGCCAACCGCUGCCGGAACCUGUACUAGAGCACAUCGACAACCUGGGCCUGUUGGUGCUGGACGAGCCCUCGUCGGAGCAGAGCGACAGCGCGCUGCUGCACCUGCAGCUGCGGGCGCUGUCCAAGACUCACGCCGCCAGGUCCACACUACUCACCAAGAAGGUGGAAAAUGCGGAGAAGAAUUCCAAAGCGAUCGAACGAUGGAUAAAGGACGUCAGUGAACUACAUCUAUCUAAACCUCCACCCACGGUCAUGUAUACCAGCAAGAUGCCGGACAUAGACAAUCUUAUGGAGGAGUGGCCAGAGACAAUGGAGGAGACUUUGAACGAGGUCGGUUUCCCGGCGGCGGGCCUGGACUGCUCGCUGUCACAAUACGUGGAGUUAGUCUGUGGAGUGUUCGACGUGCCGAUAGUAGGAGAUGGAUUAGCACCGAGAAUUCAGGCGCUUCAUCUGCUAUUCAGCUUGUAUUCAGCCGUGAAGAACUCUCAACUGUACGCGGAGAGACAGAAAGAGAAAGAGGAUGUGUCGUGA